CAGAUCUCAACUCUACAUUACAACCGACAUCUGGGAAGAAAUGCCUCGUUCAUGACAAUGGAUCUCUGAACACCUCAAUCUGUGGCAAAAGAGUACUGCUUGUCUUUCCUACUUUCGAUCUCACAAUUCUUGUUCUGUCACUUGUCUCGAAGCUCACUUUCAUUGACUUCCAUUCCUCUCCCACCCCAUGUUUGUUUUUGCUGCAAGAUGCCUUUGGAGCAGUAUCUGCAGGAUCUCUGCCUGCUGUCAGAUGACUGUUUGCUACCCAUAUUUGACGAUGAAAGCGCACUGAUCCAAAACAGCUACAGCUCCAGAUGGACGAGAGAUACAACUCCAGUCGGCACUGAUUGGAUCACUCCAGACACGCUCCAUCAGAUGAUGCUCUUGGACCACAACCACACUGAAGCACUCUGCAAGACCACCUAUACUCAUACCGCUCCCCUAUUAGAUCUGUCCUCGGAUUCUGACCACAAGUACGAUCACCUGCAGCCUUCAAUUCAAUUGGAAGUCCAGCUUCAACCAGCAAGGGACCACCAAUCUGCAAAAGCUUCCUCCAUACAGACCGCCUCUAAUUCACCACUAAUCAUUGACAGUCACAGUCUCCAGGCAGAACUGAUUUCUCAUGCUUCACCUGCACCUUCACCUCCGCUCAAGUCUUCACUUCUGUCCUCGGCUACGCCUCUACCUCUGACCAUUGAAAACUUAACUCGCAACCAACACACAUUUUCCCUCUCACCAUCCUCAGAAAAUACCAGGCUGCUGACUACAAGUAUGGAUCCAGCCAUUGCUACGGCAUUGCCUCAAAGAACUGGGGACGAUGUCAUUACUGAUUUACAGCGUGCGCGCCGUCCUGCUAACAUCGCUCGAGUCCAGAACUGGCAGGGGAGCUCAUCUACCAUUUUUCCCGAGGAGACCCUACCCGACCCUUCCAAACCUCUGCCUUUAGUCGAGACAAAGGUAUCGUCGGCACCUCAGAUCGAGGAGCGUGAUGGCUACGCCACGCAAUCCGAUGAUGACAACGAAGUUCAAGCAGCUGCCCAGGCACGGGCUAUCACAGAGCGCAAACGGAGACAAAAUUCCAUAGCUAACAAUUAUCUUCAAGAAAAACUCAGAAACCCCACAAACAAGCAAGACCACCAGGUAAAGCCCGGCGAAGAGGCCGUUCAAUCUACUCGGUGGAUCGUUGAUCACACUGAAAGCGCGCCAAUUAUCAGUACUCCCCGUGAGUAUCAAAAUGAGCUUUAUGAAAGAGCCAAGGAAAAGAACAUAAUUGCAGUUCUGGACACAGGUUUGGGAUGAAUUUUACAAUUGGUUACGACUUACUAAUUCACUUAGGUUCUGGAAAGACCUUGAUUGCUGUUCUACUUCUACGGCACAUUCUUGCACAAGAGCUAGAAGACAGAGCUGACGGGAAGGUUAAACGCACUUCGUUCUUUCUCGUGAGUACUACUACUUAUCUCAUCAAUACCAGUUGAAUUUAAAGCUGACAUAUUCAGGUCGAUUCUGUUACCCUCGUCUUCCAGCAACACCGUGUUCUCAAGAACAACCUGAACGGUAUGCCAAUGGACAUGUUUUGCGGAAAUAUGGGGACGAAACUAUGGGAUCGAGAGAAGUGGACUAAGAUUCUCAACGACAACAUGGUUAUUGUUUGUACCGCAGAAGUCCUUCGACAUUGUCUCGGUCAUGGCUUCGUUUCAAUGAAUGGAAUCAACUUGCUAGUUUUUGAUGAGGCUCAUCAUGCCAAGAAAGAUCAUCCUUACGUGAGUAACGGUCGCUCUAAUCUCUUCUUAUUUUCGUAUCUCCAGACAUGUUUCCUUUAUCCGUUUCUCCCCAGCUCCACCUUAAUCACCUUGUCAUGGACCUGAUCCUGAACCGUUAUAGGCAAGAAUAAUCAUGGACCAUUAUGCAGUGAUGCCUCAAAAUGCAAGACGUCCAAAGAUUUUUGGCAUGACUGCCUCUCCAGUAGAUGCUAAGGUUUCUCCAAGAAAGGCUGCUGAGGAACUGGAGGUUCUUUUACAUUGUGAGAUCGCCACCGCUCAUGAUACCAGUUUACUUCAAUACACAGCGAAUAAAACGGAGGAGUGCCUAUGCAGAUACGAAUCUCUCCCUGCUACAUUCUGUACUCCAUUGUACACUCAGAUGUCUGCAUGUCUGACAAACGAUUCUGUUCUCCGCAAGCCCCUCUUAUUCGCUCAUGAAGCAUCUCGGCAUCUUGGAGCUUGGUGCUCAGAUCAAUUAUGGCGAUUUUGUUUGGAGGAAGAAGAAGUGAAGAAGCUUGUGGCAAAGACCGAGAGCAAGCAUCGAAAUGAAAAUUCUGACCGCCGGGAUGACUUGUUGGAACAGAAAAAGACGAAAUUGUCCGAGGCGCAGGCCAUUCUAAAAGCACAUGCUUUCGACUCCCCAGACUAUCGCAAUGACUCAAAUGAAUCCAAGAACCUUUCAUCCAAGGUCGUCGAGUUGAUCAAGAUUCUGAGGGAGGAAUACAAAACCCCAACGGAGUCCAAAUGCAUUGUUUUCGUUCAGCAGCGAUAUACUGCUCUUCUUCUUGCCAGGUUAUUUCAGGAGUCUGGUGUCAAAACUGACCACUUGAGAGUCGGCACUUUGGUAAGUCAGGAAGCACAUUCCAGAUAUCAGUGAUUAACGAACCGCUCAGGUCGGAGCACGCUCUGGUGAAGCCGGCGACCAGAAUAACUCUUUUCGACAACAAGUUCUCACAAUGAUGAACUUCCGACGCGGUAAGGUCAAUUGCCUCUUUGCGACAUCUGUCGCAGAGGAGGGCCUCGAUAUUCCGGACUGCAACCUCAUAGUGCGAUUUGACCUCUACUCUACUGUUAUCCAAUACAUACAGUCCCGAGGUCGUGCCAGGCAUGCUAAUUCGCGGUACAUUCACAUGGCCGAGCAAGGUAACCGAGAACAUGAACAGACAAUCCGUGACGUUCGAUUAAACGAGGGUAUCUUGAGGAGGUUUUGCAACGAAGUGCCAGAAGAUAGGCAACUUACAGGGAAUAAUGUUGAUAUGGACUACUUCCUCAGAAAGGAAAAGUCACAGAGAAUCUACAUGGUCCCCACAACUGGGGCAAAGCUCACUUACAAAAUGAGUCUGGGGGUCCUUGCAAAUUUCGUUUCUAACCUGGAAGCUGCUCCAGAUACGAACCUACACCCAGAAUACAUCGUAACAGUCCAGAAUAAGCGUUUUAUUGGCGAGGUUAUUCUUCCUGAAGGCUCUCCAGUUCGUGGUGCUGUAGGGCGCCCAGCAUCCACUAAGCAGGUUGCAAAAUGCUCUGCUGCAUUUGAAGCAUGCUGCCUUCUCAUUCAAAAGAAGUAUCUAGAUGACCAUCUCCUUCCGACUUACGCAAAAAGGCUUCCUGCGAUGCGCAAUGCCUUACUUGCUGUUGACUCGAAGAAGCGCGAUACAUAUGAUAUGAAGACGAAGCCUUCCUUAUGGUCUGCUGGGGGGGUUCCUCAAGAGCUUUUCAUGACAAUACUGAGUUUGAAGAGUCCACAGGAGCUAGAUCGUGCUUCCCAGUCCCUGGCUUUGCUUACGAGAUCGCGAAUUCCUAGCUUACCAUCGUUCACACUUCAUUUUGGAGACGGAAAGCACUCUGGGGUUAAUUGCGUUUCGUCUCCUACAAGUCUGCAAGUUUCCACGGACAUGCUACGCCAGAUAAACACCUUUACUUUGGCGAUCUUUGACGACGUUUUCAGCAAAACGUAUGAGUCGGACCCAUCGAAGAUGCCAUACUUUCUCGCGCCUCUCAAAGAAUCUGCAGAUGCCAAUCACCACACGGACCCAGCCGCUUCAGUAGAUUGGGAGAUGUUGACAGAAAUUGAUGAACAUCAGCAAGCAUGGCAAGGCAAGAAUUGGGAGCUCAAAUCAUGGCAAACAGAGCCUGACGAGUUCUUUGCUGGCAAGUAUAUUGUCGACCCUUAUGAUGGUUCUCGAAAGUUGUGGUGUAAAGGUGUGGCCCCUCAGUACAGACCUUUGGACCCCGUUCCGCCAAAUUGUGCUGCACGCAAAGGCACACGACAAAGGACCGAUAACAUUAUGGAAUACAGCUCGAGUCUUUGUAAGUAAUUCCACCUAGCUUGAGAUCCAUGUUAACAGUUUUAUAGGGGAGAAGGCUAGAGCUCGUAGGACUUUUGAUGAAAACCAACGCGUUUUCGAGGCCGAACUGAUUCCGCUUCGACGGAACCUCUUGGACGAAUUCGACAGAAACGUAUCUGAAGGCCCCAAGAGAUGUUUCGUCAUUUUGGAAAUUCUCAAGAUCUCUGCUGUAAGUGGUUGGCCUAUUUCCGCCAGUGAAUAAUACAACGUAUUUUCUUUACUGAUUUUUGCUAGCUCCCCUCGACGGUUGUAUCCAUGGCAUAUAUAUUCCCUGCCAUCAUCCAUCGUAUCGAAGCAUACCUCAUCGCCUUCGAGGCAUGUGAAUUAUUGCAUCUUGAUAUCCGAGCAGAUCUUGCCUUGGAAGCUGUUACGAAAGACUCAGAUAAUUCGGGCGAUCAUGGAGAGGAAAAAAUAGAUUUCCAACGAGGAAUGGGAAACAACUAUGAGCGUCUGGAGUUUUUGGGGGAUUGUUUUCUUAAAAUGGCAACCUCGAUAACUUUGUAUGGCACGAAACCCGACAGUGACGAAUAUAGCUACCACGUAGAUCGUAUGGUCAUGAUCUGCAACAAGAACCUCAAAAACGUCGCAAUCAAACUCAAGCUUUAUGAGUAUAUCCGUUCUCAGGCGUUCAACAGAAGAGCCUGGUACCCCGAGGGCCUCACACUUAAGAAGGGCAAGACUGCUACCGCUCCAAACCAGCACAAACUUGGCGACAAAACCAUCGCAGAUGUUUCUGAAGCAUUGAUUGGCGCGGCUUUACUUACGCACCACAGUGAGAACAAUAUGGACUAUGCAGUAAGAGCUGUCACGGAGCUGGUGUGUAGCGAGAAUCACAACGUCACUUCAUGGGCAGACUACUACAAUCUCUACAAGAAGCCCACGUUUCAGACGCAACGAUCCACGCAGAUGCAACUUGAAAUAGCCAAGAAGGUUGAAAUGGUGCACUCUUACCAUUUCCAGUCGCCACGUCUUCUACGUUCUGCUUUCAUCCACCCGUCAUACCCAUACUCAUACGAACGUAUUCCGAGUUACCAACGCCUUGAGUUCUUGGGCGAUUCACUUCUGGACAUGGUUUGUGUCAAUUACCUUUUCCAUGCAUAUCCAGGCAAGGAUCCACAAUGGCUCACCGAACAUAAAAUGGCCAUGGUCUCGAAUGCGUUCCUAGGCUGUCUUUGUGUUGAGUUGGGCUUCAAUGCUUUCUUACUGAUAUUCAACCAGAUCUACCAAAAGCAGAUUGGCGAAUAUGUUGAUGAAAUCAAGGAAGCAAAAUUGCAAGCACAGGAUGAGGCUGAACGCGCUGGAAAAUCUCGCGAGGAUUACGCCCCGGAUUACUGGACUGCAGUCAGGCCUCCGCCCAAAUGCCUUCCAGAUAUCGUCGAAGCGUACAUUGGAGCGAUAUUCGUUGACUCUGAGUAUGACUAUUCCCGCGUAGAGGAUUUCUUCCAAGCUCAUAUCAAAUGGUACUUCAAAGACAUGAGCAUUUACGAUACUUAUGCCAACAAACAACCCACGACCUUCCUCUCCAAUUUCUUUGCAGUCAGCAUGUGCUGUGAGAAUUGGACAAUUCAGUCCAGAGAGAUUCCGAGCAUUGAUGGAAGCAAAGCAAAGGUUUUGGCUAUGAUAAUCGUCCAUGAUCAGGUAGUCGCCGACUGGACUGCUGAAAGUGGACGGUAUGCCAAAGUAUCAGCCGCGAAGAAAGCCUUGGAACUUCUCAAAGGUUUGUCACCCCGACGAUUCAGACAGAAGUACGGAUGCACUUGUGCAAUGCCCGAGGAGGAAGAUGGUGUUGUUAAUGCAGACGCCGACCCAACGGCAAUAUGA
Molecule: messenger RNA, 5926 nt
Organism: Hymenoscyphus albidus
Lineage: Eukaryota; Fungi; Ascomycota; Leotiomycetes; Helotiales; Helotiaceae
Source: the annotation of a GenBank genome assembly